AUGGCAGCACUUAAUAAAGAGUUAAUAGAGGUGGAAUGGUCACUCUAUUGCAAUAUAUUUUAUCAUCUUCAAGAGGGAUAUUACGGAACGGCUUUAAAAAUUUGUGAUGAGGAAUUGCAUAAAGCAAGUGAUUCUCGACAACUCUUACUAUUCCGAUCAAUUGCUUUAAUUAAGCAUGGUCAGUAUGUGGAAGUGGUACGCCUGCUUCACUCGCUUCGUCAGGAUACAAUUAUUGGCUUAGCAGCAUCUGUGAUUCUUCGAACAGCACAUGCUUUACUAAAAAAUCCAGAUCGAGAAGAAAUAUCUGAAUUGGAUCGAAUUAUCAAUGAGGCAUGCAAUAAUGCAGAUAUGAAGGCGAAAUAUAAUGCCGCAGUAGUUUAUAUGUUGCUUGAUAGCAAUGACAAAGCUCGUUGCUUAAUCGAAGAAUCAACUGAUCCCAACAAUAUUCAAUUAAUUGUUCUUCAAGCUUUGAUUGAACUCAAUCAUGGCAAAAACAUAAACAUCGCGCAAAAGCUUUUUAAAAAAGGCAUUGCAGCAGAGUAUCCGAUUGCAUACAUCGAAAUGGCACGUUUAUUGGAAAGACGAAGAAAUUUGACAGAGUUGCGUCAAGUUCUUUAUACUUUGAUAAAGAAAGUUCCAAUUUUUCUUCCGGGAUAUAUUGAAUAUUGUAAAGCAUAUUUGAUGAGUCAUGAUUGGGAACAUUGCAUGGAAGAAGUACAAAGGACGCUAUUGCUACAGAAUGACUGUUUGCAAGCUCGUUGGUUAGAAGUAAUUCAUGAAUUGGUUAUAAAGAGCCGUGUAAAAGAGACUGAAAAUGCCCUGCAAAAUCUUGCAGAAGCAAUCGAGAAAAACGAGCCAAAAAAUUAUCAAUUGCAUCAUAAAAUUGCUCAACUUAUCAUUCGAAUCACUGCAUUUGAUCAUCCAGCAGCUAAAUUUGCUAGGAAGUUGCUUGAAAGAGCAGUUUCAGUGACGAAAAAUCAGGAUUAUUUGUGCGAACAAGUGAGAUUACUACUACAAAGCGGAGAUUUUAAAGCAGCUGAAACAAUUGCGUUCGAAGCGUUAAAAGAUUCUGUUACCCACAGUGUAGCACAAUGUUUCAUUGCAAAAGGUCACAUCGAUGAUGCAAUCACUCAGAUGGAAUUCAUAAAAGCAACACACCCGAAUAUCUGUCAAACUAGCGUGUAUAUCUACCAAAUGGCAAUAUUGGAUAAAGAGCAACAUAAACCAUUUGAACAGUUUCUCCAAAAAAUGCAGAAUGCAGUGAAUGUGCAUCUAUCAGCAUUACAGAGCACUGUUUUCGGUGUGGAUUAUUUGAUGUUGCUGGAUCCAAACUUAUUAAUUGAUAUGGCACUGGAACUUUACGAAUUUGCACCACUUACUCCAGAGAAUUCCGCUAAUGUUGUACUAAAAGAAAUUGAUAGAAUCCUAACGCUUGUUCGGAAUCAUUGUCCAGCAUUGUGGAUCGCUGUAUAUCUCUUAGCCAAAGCCAAAUAUCUUUCGACGGAUUUUGCUGAAGCAGAACGAUUAUUAUCAGAUUGUAUUGAUAAAAGUGAUGCUCCUCCAGAGGCUCACUUACUUAUGGCACAGAUUCAUCUGCAUAAAAAUAAUUAUGACGAGACUGGUAAAUGUUUGGAUAUUGGCCUGAGUAAUAAUUUUAAAGUUCGCGAACAUCCUCUGUAUUACCUUAUCAGGGCAAAACUUCAAAAGAACUCACAACAAAUCGAUGCAUCGAUACAAACUUUGCAGAAAGCAAUCAAACUACCUUUGUUCAAAGCUAGUCAAUCAAAAAAACGUCAGAAUUUGGAAGUUGUUGAUGCAGAUCGUAUUGCUAUCUACCUAGAAUUGAUGGAUUCCUAUCAGCAACUUGGACAACUUGCAGAAGUUGAUGCGGUAAUGAAAGAAGCGCACGAACGCUGGGCUGGCAAAACGGAACAACAGCAAUUCGUGUUGAUGGAAGCAAAUCUGAAAUUACAGCGUAAAGAUGUUAAUGGUGCAUUAGAAGUGCUUGCAUCUGUACCACCUACAGAAGCUAACUAUCAAGCCGCUCGUAUUAAAAUGGCUGAAAUUUAUUUGAACGAAAAAAAGGAUAAACGAAAAUUUGCUGUCUGCUUCAAGCAGCUUGUGCAAAACAAUCCAUCACCAAUGGCGUAUAUAUUGCUUGGCGAUGCUUACAUGAGCAUACAGGAGCCUGUCCGAGCAAUUGAAGUAUAUGAAACUGCACUGAAAAGCAAUCCAAAAGACGAUGCAUUGGCUGAAAAAAUCGGCCAAGCAUACGUCCAGUGUCAUUUUUAUGCGGAGGCAAUUAAUUACUAUGAAGCGGCACUGAAAAGUGGACGUAAAUCAGUAAUGAGGUUGCGCUUGGCGGAACUGUUAUUUCAGCUCGAAUAUUAUGAGAAAUGCGAAAAAGUGUUGCGUCAGGCACUUGAUGCAGAUCAGAAUCCUACCGACGUAGCUCGAAUGAGUGACCAUGUGUCUUAUUGGUCUUUGCUGUCGAAAUUGCAUUUUGAAAAUGGUAACUGGAAAGAAGCAACCACAGCGCUAGAACGUGCUCGUGAAAUUCAAUUAUCUAUAGUUGCAAAACCACCAGGCGAAGUUGCAAAUCUUGCCGAUGAGAAAAAACUUGCUGCAAAGAUAAGCUGUCAGCUAGCAGAACUACAUUGGAACCAAAGGGACGCACUUGCAAAUUUAUAUUUCUGGCUUGGAAAACUGGAUGCUUGCAAUACACAGUGUCAACUGAUUCUGAAUGUUGAUAGGAAUAACGAUCAUGCUACACUGAUGAUGGCUGAUCUGUUGUAUCAGUCGAACGAAGCCGAUAAAGCAACAAUCCACUUUACACAAUUGCUUAAUAGAAAUCCAAAUCAAUACUAUGCGCUAGCAAGAUGUAUUGAGUUGAGUUGGCGGAAAGGUAAUGUGGAACAAGCGGAAAAAUAUCUGAGAAAUGCUCUCAAUACAAAUCCUCGUGCUAUACUUCAUGCUGGUUUCAAUUACUGUAAAGGACUUCAUGAAUGGUAUACUGGAGAUCCAAAUGCAGCACUACAAGCUUUCAAUCGUGCACGACGUGAUCUGGAAUGGGGUGAACGAGCCACUUAUAAUAUGAUUGAAAUAUGCUUAAAUCCAGAUAACGAAAUAAUUGGAGGAACGCUUGAUUGUAAUCAGGAUAGCAAUACAAACAAUGGAAAUAAUAGAGAAAUGGGUACGAAGACAGCAGGAGGAUUGCUGAGAGAAUUACAACAUAAGCCUGGACUAGACUACAAAUAUCGACUAAUGGAAAAUUUCAUCCUGUUGAUGAGUAGCAAUCGCGGAAAUGUGCAACAGGCAUUGACCAAUUUUCUUAGCAUGGCCGAUACUGGAAAUCCAGAAGCGGUAAGUGUUGGCGCACUUCUUGGUUCAGCUCGAGCUUAUUUAAUUUUAAAACAAAUACCAAAAGCGAAAGCUCAGCUAAAACAUGUACUUGACUACCCAUGGACGUUGGAAAAUGCUGAUUAUUUGGAGAAAUGCUGGUUGCUGUUAGCUGAUCUCUAUAUCAAUCAAAGCAAGAAUGAUCAAGCUUCCGACAUAUUGCGAACUGUUUUGCAGCACAACGCGAGCUCAAUGAAAGCAUUUGAAUACAAAGGAUAUAUAUGUGAAAGAGAGCAGAAAUGGGAUGAAGCAGCCGCAAAUUACGAAGAAGCUUGGCGUUUAAGCAAAUACAAAAAUCCAACUAUCGGCUACAAACUUGCUUAUAACUAUUUGAAAUGUCGGAGAUUGUUCGAAUGCAUUGAAAUAUGCCAUCGCGUGCUAGAAGUUUAUCCGAACUAUCCGCGAAUCAAACGUGAAAUUAUGGACAAAGCAAGAGCGAGUAUACGCAUAUGA
This is a messenger RNA of Acanthocheilonema viteae, 3852 nucleotides long. Lineage: Eukaryota; Metazoa; Nematoda; Chromadorea; Rhabditida; Onchocercidae. The record is from the annotation of a GenBank genome assembly.